UAGAACAAUUGAGCAAAGGAUUUGCUUUUCGUCACUCAGUCAGUUUUGGUUCGGUCUCUUCAUAUCCUGGCCAGUCUGAAGUUAUGAUCCGCAUUUUUUUAUUUUGUACGGAUGCGUUUGUCUUGAGAAGCUGUUGGAUAAUCCAAUUAGGAACGCCAUGGAAUAGAUCACUCCAAAACCUUGCUUCUUUGAGUGAGUACUGAGGGCAUUUGGAUAAACAAUGGAACAAAGGAGAGCAGGGAACCGGGCGGGUAGACGCGCAGCUCGAUGUGUGCUCGCGGUGCUUUUGUGGAGCGUGGCCUCAGCACAAUUAAGGUAUUCCAUUUCUGAGGAGGUCAGUGAAGGAACUGCGGUUGGAAAUGUAGCAAAAGAUUUGGGAUUGGAUAAAAAUGCGCUGAAAAGCAGGAAGUGCCGCGUUGUUUCCGGAGCUGCGGACCCCGUCUUUCAUCUGAACGAAAACGACGGUGUUCUCUAUGUGAGCCGAAAACUCGACAGAGAAGAGGUGUGCGCACAGAACAGCGUGUGCCUGAUAAACCUCAAAAUUGUGUUAGAAAACCCUCUAGAGGUGCACAACGUUGGCGUAGAAGUGCGUGAUAUAAACGACUACUCCCCCAGUUUCCCGGAAAACGAGAAGACACUGGAAAUCUCAGAGUCCGUGUUGCCCGGAGCCCGAUUCCAACUAAAACCGGCGCGGGAUCCAGACAGCGGCUCUUUCUCUGUGCAGCAGUACAAACUGAGCCAAAACGAACAUUUUCGCUUAGAAGUGAGGGAAAAGGAAGAUGAUGGAAAAAUACCAAUAUUAGUUUUACAAAAAUCUUUGGACAGGGAAAUAACACGAGACCUUUCAUUAGUGCUGACCGCAUUGGAUGGAGGAAAGCCCCCAAAAUCAGGAGAUAUGAAAAUAUUUGUAAACGUUUUGGAUGUAAAUGAUAACACUCCUAUUUUCUCAAAUAAUGCAUACACUGCUACCCUCGCUGAAAAUGCUCCUGUAGGGACAACAGUGAUACAAGUAAAUGCUACUGAUUUGGAUGAUGGUCAAAACGGAGAGGUGAUUUAUUCAUUUGGCAACAGUGUGAGUAGUAAAAUAUUUAAUCUUUUUGACAUCGACCAAAUAACAGGAAAAAUAACUGUUAAUGCACCUAUAGACUAUGAACAAAAGGAUAAAUAUGAAAUAGAAAUACAGGCCUCAGAUAAAGGUUUGGCUCCUCUUACAGCUGAAAAAAGUGUUCUAAUUAAAAUAGUUGAUAUGAACGAUAACGCUCCUGAGAUUGAAGUUACUUCAUUUUCCAGUUUAAUUCCUGAAGAUUCCAGACCAGGAACUACAGUCGCUCUGAUCAGUGUAAAUGAUCUGGACUCUGGUCUGAAUGGAAAAGUUAUUUGUUCUAUAAAUAAGGAUGCUCCGUUUACUCUAUCACCAUCUUUACAGGAUAAAAUGUUUUCAUUAGUCACAACAACUCCUUUAGACAGAGAGAAACAGUCACAUUAUGAUCUGACAAUCACUGCACAUGAUGCAGGUCAGCCUCCAUUAUCAUCUGAAAAAACAAUUAGUGUUUUGGUGUCAGAUGUGAAUGACAACAGUCCAGAGUUUUCAUUGAGUCCCUAUACAUUUUAUAUUACAGAAGGUAACAGUCCAGGAGCCUCUGUGUUUUCUGUGAAAGCAUCUGAUCGAGAUGAGGGAGAUAAUGCACUUAUUUCAUAUCAUAUAUUCAGGGAAGCAGAUGAGCACAGUAGACUAGCCUCAUUUCUAAACAUAAACUCUGAAACAGGAGACAUUGUGGCGCUGAAGAGUUUUGAUUUUGAAACUCUAAAAACUUUUCAGUUCCAAGUUGUGGCCACAGAUUCUGGAGCUCCGUCUCUGAGCAGCAACGUGACAGUGAACGUGUUCAUUCUGGAUCAGAACGACAACGCUCCAGUCAUCCUGUAUCCAGUCAGCUCCAACGGUUCUGCUGAAGGCGUGGAGGAGAUUCCCCGCAACGUGAACGCAGGACACUUGGUGACUAAAGUCAGAGCCUAUGAUGCUGAUAUAGGAUAUAACGGCUGGCUGCUGUUCUCACUGCAGGAAGUCAGUGACCACAGUCUGUUUGGUUUGGACCGCUACACAGGACAGAUCAGAACACUUCGCUCAUUCACAGAGACAGACGAGGCUGAGCAUAAACUGCUCAUACUGGUCAAAGACAAUGGCAACGUGUCCCUGUCAGCAACAGCUACUGUCAUUGUCAAACUGGUGGAGCCCAAAGAGGCUUUUGCAGCUUCUGAUGUGAAAAGUGCAGCAAAAGAUGAGGAGGACAAUAAUGUGACUUUUUACCUCAUCAUCACUCUGGGCUCAGUGUCAGUUCUGUUCCUCAUCAGCAUCGUCGUGCUGAUUGCAAUGCAGUGCUCCAAAUCCACAGACUAUACUUCUAAAUAUCUGCAGGAGGCUAAUUAUGAUGGGACACUGUGUCACAGCAUCCAGUACAGAUCUGGAGACAAACGUUACAUGUUAGUUGGACCCAGGAUGAGUAUAGGAUCUACUAUAGGACCCGGAAGUCAUGCAAACACUCUGGUGUUACCUGACAGGAGGAAGACCUCUGAAGAGGUAAGAGAUACUUAAAACAAAAAUGUUUGC
Messenger RNA from Austrofundulus limnaeus, 2605 nucleotides. Its product is annotated as protocadherin gamma-C3-like. Gene Ontology annotation, molecular function: calcium ion binding. The transcript has 2 exons. The record is from RefSeq and is a predicted model, not a curated record. Gene Ontology annotation, cellular component: plasma membrane. NCBI's taxonomy places the organism in Eukaryota, Metazoa, Chordata, Actinopteri, Cyprinodontiformes, Rivulidae. Gene Ontology annotation, biological process: homophilic cell-cell adhesion. The coding region runs from base 221 to 2590 and encodes 789 amino acids.